GGUUCGGUGGUAAGCAUAGAAUGAAGAAGGGACGACGCAGGCAGUUGCAUAUAGAUCGUCGUGUGUGUAAAACCGAAACUCGCUGUGCUAUUACGAUGUCGGAAAAUAACGGCGCUGCAACAUCAGAAGUGGGAUCUGGCUCGCUACCUAAUGAUUCAGAUGGACCAUGGCGAAUUUUGAUGGAAAUGCAAAAUAAAAGCUUGAUCGAGCUUAUUAAAGCUGUACAAUCGGCGGCACCUGAAACAACAAACAAAAAAACAAUUGUGCUUCCAAAAUUCAACGCAGACCUUGAUGGCGCCGACGCGUCGGCCUGGUGUUCAACCGUAAACAUAAUUUUGGCAGAAAAUACUAUAAAAGGCAGCGAGUUGGUAAUGGCUUUGAGUGCAUCGUUGGAAGGUAGUGCGUCGCAGUGGCUUCCGCAAAUAUGUUAUCCAGAGAUAAUUUGGGAUGAAUUUAAAGAACUUUUCAUGCAGCGUUUUGACAUUGUAGAAACGCCAGCGGCCAUGUUUUUGUCAAUGCUAGCUAAUUGUCCGACCGAUGGCGAAUGUCUCUCCAAUUAUGCUAGUCGUAUGGUGACGUCACUUAUCACGAAAUGGCGUGACAUGAAAGUAGAGGAAAUUGCAGUUUCUGUGACGCUUGCGAAGAUGGCUCAUGUUGAUAACAGAUUGCAGCGUUUAACCUUUACUUCAAAUAUGCGCACCAGAAGUGAAUUGCAAACCGAGCUUAAAGCAUUCGCGUUCAACAAGAGGAAGAAAAAUCUACAAGAAGAAAUAUCGUCACCUGACAGAAAGCGUUCGAAACUUUCAACAAUAAAAUGUCAUUUUGGUGGAAAAUUAGGCCACAAGAUGAUGGAAUGUCGAGCUAAGCAGCAGCAAAAUCCGUCUUCUCAUGCUACAAACAGUAGCGGCAGGAGUGUAUCUGGCCACCAUCAAAAAGCGAAUGUAACCUGCUUUAAGUGUGGUGAACUUGGUCAUAUUUCAACACAUUGCAGUAAGCCUAAAGUGGACAAGAUCAAGGAUACACAUCAGAUGAAAAGAGUGGAGCUUUGCGAAGUUGUUGAGCCCAAAGGAGAGAUGGUUCAUCGAGGUGAGACGUUUAUAACAACGUUCGACUCUGGAGCGGAAUGUUCAUUAAUAAAACAAAAGAUAAGUCACAAAUUAGUUGGUAAAAGAAUUAACAAUGUAGAGAUGCUGAAGGGUAUUGGUAGUGGCGGCUGGAUUUAAUGUUAUAAUAUCAUCGGGAAAAUUCGAAAUAAUUAGAUCAAAAACUGUAAACUAUUGUUCAAAUGAUGAGAAAUUUUGUGAAUUAAAUACUGAUCUUGUUGGGGAAGAUAAAGAUAAAUUACAAGAUUUGUUGGAAAAAUAUUCAAAAUCUUUUAUUAAUGGAAUUCCUUCGACUAGAGUUAGUUCGGGUGAAAUGAAAAUUAAAUUAAUAGACCCAAGAAAAAUUGUUCAAAGAAGACCAUAUCGGCUCAGCCCAAAUGAAAGAGAAUUGGUACGAGACAAGAUUAAUGAAUUAUUACAAUGUAAAAUUAUACAGCCAAGUUGCUCACCAUACGCAAGUCCCAUAAUGUUGGUUAACAAAAAAGACGGCACUCAUCGUUUGUGUGUUGAUUACCGUGAAUUAAAUUCUAAUACAGUUGCAGAUAGAUAUCUCUUGCCCCUCAUAUCGGACCAGAUAGCCAGACUUUAUGGAGCGAAAUAUUUUACAUGUUUAGACAUGGCAAGCGGGUAUUACCAAAUUCCCAUGCACAAAGAAUCGGUAGAGUGUACAGCAUUUGUCACUCCAGACGGGCAAUAUGAAUUUUUGGCAAUGCCCUUUGGUCUCAGAAACGCACCUUCAGUAUUUCAACGCACAGUCAUGCAAGCACUUGGAGACCUUGCAAAUACGUUUGUUGUCGUUUAUAUGGAUGACGUAAUGGUGGCUGCUGCAACAAAAAGUGAGGCUUUGGAAAGGUUGCAAAUUACUCUUGAUUGUCUUACGAAUGCUGGAUUCUCAUUCAAUAUAAAAAAAUGUUCUUUCCUUAAGUCGACAGUUCAAUAUCUAGGAUAUGAAGUGAGUGCAGUCAGUUUCUGCUUUACGCCAAUUUAUUGGAUUAGCGUCUUAUUUCAGGCAAUUCAUGCAAGGAUUUUCCUGUUUUAUGAAACCGUUGUACCUUUUGACUUCGGAGAAGAAUGAUUUUGUUUAGAGAUCGGAACAUGAAGAAAUUAGACAGAAAGUUAUUUCUAUUCUUACACAAAAGCCAGUUUUAGUAAUUUUUGAUCCUCACCAUCCUAUUGAGUUGCAUACCGAUGCAAGUUCUAGGGGAUACGGUGCCAUCUUGUUACAAAUUAAAAUCAACAAUAAGUCUCAUGUCAUUGAAUAUUUCAGUAAGGCUGCUUCUCCUGCUGAAUCACGGUAUCAUUCCUAUGAAUUAGAAACUCUUGCUGUUGUUUUAUCUAUAAAACAUUUUCGCCAUUAUUUAUUGGGUAGAAAUUUUGUUGUCUUCACUGAUUGUAACUCACUUAAAGCAUCAAGAACUAAACAGGAUCUGUGUCCCAGAGUGCAAAGAUGGUGGGCGUACUUACAGUCCUUUACAUUUGACAUACAAUAUAAAGAAGGUAAACGAAUGUCUCAUGUUGACUUCUUUUCAAGAAAUCUGCCUUCAGCAGAGUUGACUUGCAAAAUUCCGGAAAAACGAGUUAAUUUGGCAGAAAUAUCGGACAAUUGGCUUUUGGCCGAACAGCGUCAAGAUUCUGAAAUUGUUGAUAUUGUAAAUAAAUUGAAAGAAAAUUCUCUUGCUGAGGACAUUGCUAAAACUUAUGAGCUGAGAGCAGGAAUAUUAUAUCGAAAAAUUCAGCGAAAUGGUAGAACUCGAUCUUUAUCAAUUGUUCCUCGAUCAUUUAGAUGGUCCGUAAUAAAUCAGAUCCAUGAGUCCAUCAUGCAUUUGGGAUGGGAGAAGACCUUAGAUAAGGCCUAUGACUAUUACUGGUUCGAUAACAUGUCCAAGUACAUUCGGAAGUUCGUUGAGAACUGUAUUACGUGUAAAAUGUCAAAGUCUUCUUCGGGUAAAGUUCAAGUAAGUCUUCAUCCAAUACCAAAAGUAAAUACACCUUGGCACACCAUUCACAUCGACAUAACUGGGAAGUUGAGUGGCAAGUCUGAUCAAAAAGAGUAUAUCAUUGUUCAGGUGGAUGCUUUUACUAAAUUUGUUUAUUUAACCCACACGCUUAAAAUUGAUGCUGAAAAUUGCAUAAAUGCCGUCACGUCAGCUAUUUCUCUGUUUGGAGUACCAAACCGCAUGAUCAAGGCAGAUGUUUUGCCAGCACAAGAUUUAGUGAGUUUUGUUCACAACAAAAAAUUAAAUUGCAUUUGAUUGCGACAGGUGCGAGUAGAGCGAAUGGACAAGUCGAACGCAUUAUGAGCACUUUAAAGAACUUAUUAAUUGCCGUUGAAACUAGCAAUCGAUCUUGGCAAGAUGCCUUAGGAGAAGUUCAAUUAGCUUUGAACUGUACGGUUAGUCGAGUGACAAAGGCAAGCCCUUUAGAAUUGCUUAUCGGUAAAGUUGCCCGCCCGUUGGGAUUGCUUCCUCCCUGCGAUAUGCUGGAAGAGGUCGACUUGGCAGAAGUGAGAGCACGAGCAGGUCAAAAUAUUUUAACUGCAGCAGCAUAUAACAAGGAGCAAUUUGAUAAAAACAAGACUAAAGUUGUUGGAUGCAAGGUUGGAGAUUUCGUAUUGUUAAAAAAUGAAGAGAGGCAUCAAACAAAGUUGAGUCCAAAAUUUAGGGGGCCUUUUCAAAUAACUGAAUUGUUAGAGGGGGAUAGAUAUAUGGUCAGGUCUUUGACAAAUAAUAGAAAAUAUAAAUAUGCUCAUGAUGACAUAAGAAAAAUGCCGGAUGGACAAAUACCAGUUGAAUUUGAAAGUUGUAAUAAGGAUUUAAGUAAUGAGAAAGAAACUGUUGAAAGAGACAGUAAUGAAAAAGAAACUGUUGAAAGAGACAGUAGUGAAAAAGAAACUGUUGAAAGAGACAGUAGUGAAAAAGAAACUGUUGAAAGAGACAGUAGUAAAAAAGAAACUGUUGAAAGAGACAGUAAGGAAAAAGACACUGUUGAAAGAGACAGUAAUGAAAUCAUGUAAAGAGAAACUGUUGCAAGAGACA
Messenger RNA from Drosophila nasuta, 4138 nucleotides. RefSeq lists its product as uncharacterized. The transcript has 2 exons. Lineage: Eukaryota; Metazoa; Arthropoda; Insecta; Diptera; Drosophilidae. Bases 21 to 1223 code for a protein of 400 amino acids. Gene Ontology annotation, molecular function: zinc ion binding; nucleic acid binding. The record is from RefSeq and is a predicted model, not a curated record.